This is a messenger RNA of Actinia tenebrosa (Australian red waratah sea anemone), 1623 nucleotides long. Its product is annotated as autophagy-related protein 13. NCBI's taxonomy places the organism in Eukaryota, Metazoa, Cnidaria, Anthozoa, Actiniaria, Actiniidae. The record is from RefSeq and is a predicted model, not a curated record. Gene Ontology annotation, cellular component: Atg1/ULK1 kinase complex; phagophore assembly site; cytosol. Gene Ontology annotation, biological process: protein localization to phagophore assembly site; autophagosome assembly; piecemeal microautophagy of the nucleus.
ACGAAAGCUUCUGGUCGUCAUAAAAUGACUUAAUAUUUUCUACUUAUUUUCGCAGUUUUUAAGGCUUCUAAACUCCUUAAAACUCUGACCAUGAACUACAGGUAGCCUAAGGUCAUAUAUGAAACAAAAAAAUGGAUGAAGAGGUUCCUAUUUUAGGAGCUAAAGACCAGAAAGAUUUCGAUAAAUUCUUGAAGUUUUUGUCAUUUAAGGCUGUUCAAGUUAUUGUACAAUCAAGACUUGGAGACAAGGUUCACACGAGAUCGAAACCAAAUAACAGGGGUCAAGACUGGUUUAACUUGGCCAUCGAUGACAUGCCAGAGAUUACCAGUGAAACUAAGAAAUCUAUGGGAGGUAAUCUACCAUCUGUACAAACACCGAUGUGUAUAGAGAUCUCCCUGCAGACUAGCGAAGGAGAAUCCAUGGUGCUGGAGACCUGGUGUCUUGGAAUAAAUAACAAACAAGACCCUCAUGCCAAGAUAACCUUCACUGUGUAUAACCGCAUGGGGAUGCUACUCAAGUCCCUGAUAUCUGUUGCUCGGGUAACACCAUCAUAUAGACUGGCCAGGAAGCAAAUGAGUGGAGACUACGUCAUCUGCUACAGGAUUUACUUUGGAGAUGUUAGAGUAAAAGAACUUGGAGAAGGGUUUCAGACAGUAAAUGUUGGUUCUGUUGGUACCCCAGUGGGAUCUGUCACCCUGUCCGCAGCAUAUAGGACAAGUCUUUCUAUGACUGGAAGCCAGCCAGCCAUGCCAGUCAAAAGCGACCACUACAGCUCCAACUCAUGUCAGCGACAAGCAUCAUGGGAUAGCCCAGUACCCUGUUCAUCAGCAGCGCAGGCUCAAUUCCACAAAGGAGCAGGCGUCAAACACGUAGCUGAUGAGAUAGCCAGCGCUUCAGAGACAGAAGUGACUACAUGUGGACGUACCCCAACACACUUCAAAGUGUCCAAUCGUCUUUCACCGACAUUGUGGAGAAAUGCCAGCAACCAAAGGCCUAACAGCAUCCCACAAUCGAUUGAUGUUGCUAUGGAUCAUCAUGCGAAAGGAGCCUUCGCUACGUCUCCUGUUUCAAACGAGAUUCAGCCAUUACCAGCUUUAUCCUCUACACCCCCUUUUGCCUCGUUGCUGUCCGACAGGAAGAGCCUGGGCUCCAGGUCAGACACAACUGAUGGUAUUAGUAGAGUAACGCAAAGAAGAAAUUCUACUUCUUCAAACAGAAAGGACAGUUCGUCAGAGUCAGUCGACACUCGUCCACCAGCUAGCAAUACUACACCAAGCUUAUGGGGAGGCGAAGACGAUUUCGUACUGGUCGAACUUAGACCAGCCUUCGCGUCCAGUGCAGACGGUGACCUGGGAAUGUUCUAUCGCGAAUGUCAAACAGCACCACCACUCACUUUGUUCCAAGAAAAUAAAGACCAAACCCUUGAUACUAUAAUGGUUGAUCUUGAUCAGCAGCUAAGCAGCUAUCACGAGUGCCUACCGAUGUUUGACGAACUUGUUGCGAAUUUACAACAUUCACAAACAUCGUGACCUCAGCACAUUUGCACUGUGUUGCGUGACACGAAAAUGCUGAUUGCGUGACCAAAUCAAAUCAAAUUGAAUCAUUCAUUGUAAAUAGAAAAAA